UUUUCCACUAUGUCAAAUCCAACGGAUCCGUGCAAACCAGAAGCCUGUGCAAUCCAGGAUUGCUUGCAAAGAAAUGGUUACAAUGAAUCACGAUGUACAAAGCUUAUUGAUCAAUUAUACUUGUGUUGUAAAAAGUAUUACGAACAAAACGGAGACGUGCAGACCACCUGUUGUCCCAAACUUAACUUAUUGGAGUUGAAAUUGAAACAGAGAGAAUUGGGAAGCAUCGAUGCCCAGAUGUUGCAGCUGAAUAGGCGAUGA
Molecule: messenger RNA, 261 nt
Organism: Yamadazyma tenuis ATCC 10573
Lineage: Eukaryota; Fungi; Ascomycota; Pichiomycetes; Serinales; Debaryomycetaceae
Source: RefSeq, a predicted model, not a curated record